Molecule: messenger RNA, 1733 nt
Organism: Ochotona princeps (American pika)
Lineage: Eukaryota; Metazoa; Chordata; Mammalia; Lagomorpha; Ochotonidae
Gene: GNA11
Product: G protein subunit alpha 11
Exons: 7
Coding region: 201-1280 (359 amino acids)
Biological process (GO): phospholipase C-activating dopamine receptor signaling pathway; adenylate cyclase-modulating G protein-coupled receptor signaling pathway; action potential
Cellular component (GO): heterotrimeric G-protein complex
Molecular function (GO): GTPase activity; guanyl nucleotide binding; G protein-coupled receptor binding
Source: RefSeq, a predicted model, not a curated record
CGCCGCCUGUCCGUCCGCCGCGGGCUCGGUCGUCCGGCGCUGGCGCUCGGUGGCGGCGGCGGCGGGGACGCGGGUUCGAGCGCGGGCGGCGGCGGACGGCGGCGGGCGCGGCCGGGCGGCGGCCGGAGGGGCGGCGGACGCGGCCGGGCGCAGGGCCGAGGCGGAGGCCGAGAGGCCCCGGCGGGCGGGCGGCCGCGACGAUGACGCUGGAGUCCAUGAUGGCGUGCUGCCUGAGCGACGAGGUGAAGGAGUCCAAGCGCAUCAACGCCGAGAUCGAGAAGCAGCUGCGGCGGGACAAGCGCGACGCGCGGCGCGAACUCAAGCUGCUGCUGCUGGGCACGGGCGAGAGCGGCAAGAGCACCUUCAUCAAGCAGAUGCGCAUCAUCCACGGCGCCGGCUACUCGGAGGAGGACAAGCGUGGCUUCACGCGCCUGGUCUACCAGAACAUCUUCACGGCCAUGCAGGCCAUGAUCCGCGCCAUGGAGACGCUGAGGAUCCUGUACAAGUACGAGCAGAACAAGGCCAACGCGCUGCUGAUCCGGGAGGUGGACGUGGAGAAGGUGACCACGUUCGAGCAGCAGCACGUGCAGGCCAUCAAGAUGCUGUGGGAGGACCCUGGCAUCCAGGAGUGCUAUGACCGGCGGCGCGAGUACCAGCUCUCGGACUCGGCCAAGUACUACCUGAGUGACGUGGACCGCAUCGCCACCUCGGGCUACCUGCCCACCCAGCAGGACGUGCUACGGGUCCGCGUGCCCACCACGGGCAUCAUUGAGUACCCCUUCGACCUGGAGAACAUCAUCUUCAGGAUGGUGGACGUGGGCGGGCAGCGCUCCGAGCGGAGGAAGUGGAUCCACUGCUUCGAGAACGUCACGUCCAUCAUGUUCCUCGUGGCCCUAAGCGAGUACGACCAGGUCCUGGUGGAGUCGGACAACGAGAACCGCAUGGAGGAGAGCAAGGCCCUGUUCCGUACCAUCAUCACCUACCCCUGGUUCCAGAACUCCUCCGUCAUCCUCUUCCUCAACAAGAAGGACCUGCUGGAGGACAAAAUCCUCCACUCACACCUGGUCGACUACUUCCCCGAAUUCGACGGGCCGCAGCGGGACGCGCAGGCGGCUCGUGAGUUCAUCCUCAAGAUGUUUGUGGACCUGAACCCCGACAGCGACAAGAUCAUCUACUCACACUUCACGUGCGCCACGGACACGGAGAACAUCCGCUUCGUGUUCGCCGCCGUCAAGGACACCAUCCUGCAGCUCAACCUCAAGGAGUACAACCUGGUGUGAAGCUGCCGGACCCCGCAGGGCAAGGGGCUCCCACCGGAUACCGGACACACGGAACCCCCCCCCCCGGGGCUGCACCCCCAGCCCCACGCCCACUCCCGGACCCCCCAAGGGGGCAAGGGGCGCCCGCCGCCUGCCCUGGGAAGUGCCUACAUUUUUUUUUUUUUUAAAUUUUUAUUUGUUCUCUUUUUCCGGGGAAACAAAGGCAGCCUGGCCGCGAAGCGUCGCGGGCACCCCAGGUUGCGGGCAUGGGGGGUGGGCAGUACUUUUCCUCGUGGUGUGACCAACGUGGGGGCUGAUGGGAAUCCCGGAGGCUUCUCAGGUGUGUCCUGGAGAAGCAAGGGGGACCCCAUGGCUCUCGGGCUUGGGGCCAGUCCCCUGGGGCGCCCCUGUACCCCCGAGGCCUGAGCCAGGGCCGGGGGGGGCGGUUUCCCUGGGGCACCCCUGUGUCCCUGU